This is a messenger RNA of Erigeron canadensis, 2513 nucleotides long. RefSeq lists its product as uncharacterized. Gene Ontology annotation, molecular function: catalytic activity; DNA binding. The record is from RefSeq and is a predicted model, not a curated record. Gene Ontology annotation, cellular component: nucleus. The transcript is spliced from 4 exons. Gene Ontology annotation, biological process: DNA repair. NCBI's taxonomy places the organism in Eukaryota, Viridiplantae, Streptophyta, Magnoliopsida, Asterales, Asteraceae. Bases 152 to 2287 code for a protein of 711 amino acids.
UAUCACGGAUUGCCACUCAUCUCCCACGACUGCCGCUAUUAACAUCACCCAAUAGUCUAAAAAAAAGAAAACCUGACAUUCUGAAUUGGAGGGAAAGAAGAGAAAAAAACAAACAAAAGAAAGGGGUGUUCCAUUUUGGAUUAAAACAGAGAUGGUGAAGAAAUUGAUGUAUGUAAUCGCUCUUCCAGCCUCGAAUAAUACAGCCAACAGCGGCAGGUGUCAUUCACUCCAGGGUUAUGACAAUAACAAGGAAAAGAAAAGCAACAUGACCCUACACCCACUUGGCAGCAGAAAGGACGAGGAAGCGAAUCUUCUAACAGAAAACACUUUACACUACCGUUUUACCAACAGUCAAUUUUCUAAUAAAGUGGAUGAGGAGGGAGGCCAAAGUAAUACCAAAUGGAAAAAGGGUGGGUUAGAGGUUGAAUACUCUUCUUUGAAUCUGGACCAGAAUUAUAAUUAUAAUAAUACAGACUCCACAUCACGACAACAACAGCCUGAUGCCCCUAAACAGAUUGAGAACUUUGUAACCGAUAAUACUCAUGGUAAGGGGGGUGCAAUUAUUUUGAAUCGUAAGGGCAACAUCAAGAGAGUAAACCUUUAUUCCACAAUGGAGGAGCAUCUCAGAGCGAAUUUACACGAGAAGGAGGAUAAAGUUUCUAUAAAGAAUAAGGAGGGUUUUGAUGCAAUUUCUCCCAAUGAUCUUGAUGAUAAUCCCUUUGCCCAAUAUGCGUACACAGGUGAUGGUGGUCAUUUAGGUGACAGAUUUCGGCUUUCAAACUCUAAUAAGACGAUCAACUCCAAAGAAAAGCAAGACCCUGUUAGCAGUAAAAUUGCAUCUCCAUAUUUUCCUAAGGCAGUGGCAGAAUUAGACAUCUCGAAUUUUUUUGAUCAGAAGAUAACGUCACCCUCCUAUCAUCAAACAACACCUAAAGAAAAGGAAAAAUUUGUUGGCAGUCAAACCGUUAAACUGUCACCCUACUUCCCCAACACAGUGACAGUGAAAGAAGGCUCCUCCAUUGCUGUUGGUCAUCAGAAGAUGUCACCCUAUUGUUCCAAAAUGACACAGGAGAAAAUACAAGGCCCUGCUGACAGUCAAAUUACCCCAUCCUAUAUCUCCAUGGCUGUGCCAGCAAGCGAUGUCUCUCUUCCUUUUGAUCAGACAAUGUUACCCUCCUACUCUCUAUCAGCACUAAACGAAAAGCAAAACUCUGGCAUUCAAACCAUGAGAGUGUCACCCUACAUCCCUAAUGUAGUAACAGAAAAAGAAGGCUUCUUUGCUGUAGGUCAUCAGAAGAUGUUACCCGAUUAUACCAACAUGACACUAGAAAAAAAAUCAGGCCCUGUUUGUAGUGAAGUCAAGUCACCUCAUUCCUUUAAGGCAGUUCCAGAAAAAGACGUCUCUGUUUUAGUUGACCAGACAAUGUCGCACUCCAAUUCUCAAUCAUCACUAAACAAAAUGAAAAAUUCUGUUGGCAUUCAGAUCAGAAGAGUGUCCCCCUACUUCCCUGUCGCAGUAACAGAAAAAAAUGAUGAUCGAACUGUGAAGGUGUCACCCUACUUUUCCAAGGCAUUGUCAGAAAAAGUGGGAUCCGUUCAGAAGAAACAACCCUCCACUGCGGAGGGAAAAGGGUUACACUACAUUAUCAAGACUGUAAUAGUAAAAAAAGGAUUUUUUCGUGGUGGCCAGAACAAAUCACGCUCCACCAUGAAGGUGAAAUUGUCACCCUACUUUUUGAAUGGAAGCUGCAAGAUACAGAAAAUGGUUCAGAAGAAAGGAACCCUAACUGCUGCCCAAAGGCGAGAUGAGGCUUACAAAAAGAAGACUCCAGAUAACACUUGGAGGCCCCCGCGAUCCUAUUAUCAUCUCAUUCAGGAGGAUCAUGUCCAUGAUCCGUGGAGGGUUGUGGUUAUUUGUAUACUUCUAAACAGAACACAAGGCGUGCAGGUUAAAAGGGUGAUAUCGGAGUUCUUUUCCCUAUGCCCAGAUGCGAAGACUGCUUUAGAGGUUCCACUAGAUGCAAUUCAAAGGGUUAUAAAAACACUUGGGUUUCAUAUAACAAGGACAUGGAGGAUCCACAUCUUUUCUCAGGAAUAUCUAUAUAAAGACUGGACACACAUCACCCAACUACAUGGCGUUGGGAAGUAUGCGGCAGAUGCAUAUGCAAUAUUUGUUACAGGGCAUUGGAAUCGUGUGAGACCCAAUGAUCAUAUGCUAAACAAGUACUGGAAUUUUCUUCAUCUUAAUAGGAAUUUAUUGAUGACACAUGCAAAGCAGUCCGAGUAAAGUUACGGUAUCAUAUGGCUAUCAGUUUACAUUGGUUGUUCUCCGCAUGUAGCCAUUGAUUUUGUAUUACGGCUUAAGUAGUGCCGGUUUUAUGGAAAAUUUAUUAUUAUGUUUGGCUUGCAUGUAGUAACAAGACCAAUCUUUGGAUUACAUUAAAUUUAUGUUAUUAUUUGGUAUGGUAAUUUGUAUGAAUAUACCUGUUAUUUUGAAUGAAAGAAGUUUUAUC